AUGCUCGGAUUCUGGAGGAGAUCGUAUGAAGUGCUAAAAACAGAGAGCGUAAAAGCUGUCAAGGGAACUGCGCUAACAUGGCAGAAAGAACUACCAAUGCUCCAGCUAAAUACUAAAGAAGAUCUUCAGAAGUGGGUCGUUGGGAGCGACAAAGACAUUGGAGGUAAUUCAGACGCGAAGCUAGAGAUAACGCCUGAAAAUGUUUGUAGGUUUUACGGUAAUGUUUGUAAGGAUUUACCUCCAAUUGCUUCUGAACAAGCCGCUAGUGGGUAUGCGGGAAUGAGAUCAAAGGUUCGCGGGCUAACGGUAUUUGGUACACCCAAUUGGGAUACUUCGAUGUUCCGUUUUCUUGCUCUCAGGGUGAGAGGAGACAAUAAGAAAUAUUUUGUAAACAUGCAGACAGAAGGUGUGCAUCCAGCUGAUCUGUGGCAGCAUAGAUUAUUUUUGAGAAAUCCGGGGCAAUGGGAAGUUGUCAUGAUUCCUUUCCGGGACUUCAUAUUAACACGAAAGGGAAUUAUACUGGAACCUCAGAUUGAAAUGAAUCGCGAGAAAGUCAAGACUGUUGGGUUUUCUCUUUUAGCACAAUCUGGACCAUUCAGUCUUGAGAUAGAUUAUAUCACAGCUAUAAAUACCGAGGAAACCGAGGGUGAUUGGCCUCGCAUAACAAAGCCGAAGAAAGAUAAAGAGAAGGCUCAAAUUGAAGCUGCGUUAUGA
Molecule: messenger RNA, 714 nt
Organism: Paraglomus brasilianum
Lineage: Eukaryota; Fungi; Glomeromycota; Glomeromycetes; Paraglomerales; Paraglomeraceae
Source: the annotation of a GenBank genome assembly